GGAAGAUGUUGAAAAAUUUAUUAACUGCAAUUGUCUAUGAAAACAAAGCGCACGUGUUAUUUUUGUAAAGUUAUCGCUAUUUAAAAUGAAACGACUAAAUGAAGAACGAACAAAAAUUUUGUUUGAAAAACUGAAUAAAUAUAUUGGCUCAAAUGUUAAACAAUUAAUUGAUCGCCCUGACGGGACAUACUGCUUUAGAGAACACAGGGAUCGAGUAUACUAUAUGUCAGAAAAAAUAUUAAAGUUUUCAGAAUGCCUUGGCCGAGAUAAAUUAAUAUCAGUGGGAACAUGUUUUGGAAAAUUUUCGAAAUCAAACAAAUUUAAGCUGCAUAUAACUGCAUUGUAUUAUUUGGCUCCUUAUGCACAACAUAAGAUUUGGGUCAAACCUUCAUUUGAACAACAAUUCCUUUAUGGAAAUCAUAUUCCUAAAUCAGGUUUAGGAAGAAUUACAGAAAAUACCCAGCAAUAUCAAGGAGUAAUAGUAUAUUCAAUGAGUGAUUUGCCUUUAGGAUUUGGUGUGGCUGCGCGUUCAACGAUGGAUUGUAAAACUGUAGAACCCUUAUCGACAGUUUGUUUUCACCAAGCAGAUAUCGGAGAAUAUAUCAGAUCAGAAGAUAUCCUUUUUUAAUUAUGUAAAAUUAGAUUAAUUUUAUUUUACCUUCUACUGUGUAAGAUAAUCUAUACUUUAUCGCCCCUUUUUUUAUUAAAGAAGAAAAAAAUGAAAAAAGGA
Condylostylus longicornis is the source of this 730-nucleotide messenger RNA. RefSeq names its product 60S ribosome subunit biogenesis protein NIP7 homolog. Gene Ontology annotation, biological process: ribosomal large subunit biogenesis; ribosome assembly. The record is from RefSeq and is a predicted model, not a curated record. Bases 86 to 628 code for a protein of 180 amino acids. NCBI's taxonomy places the organism in Eukaryota, Metazoa, Arthropoda, Insecta, Diptera, Dolichopodidae. The transcript has 2 exons. Gene Ontology annotation, molecular function: RNA binding. Gene Ontology annotation, cellular component: preribosome, large subunit precursor; nucleolus; nucleus.